UUUUUUUUUUUUUUUGAAAAAAAAAAAAAAGACUUUUUACUAUUCUCAAAGAUGGAGGAAAAGAAGCGAUACGACAAGAUAUUAAUAAAGAAUUUAGUUUUAAAGAAUGUAGCAGGAGUAGAAGCAUGGCAAAGACUUAAAUCACAACCUGUCAUUAUUAGUGUUGAAUUAUAUACAGAUAUUAGUGCCGCUGGCAAUACAGACCAUGUUACAAAUACGAUUCAUUAUGGUCAUGUCACGAAGGCUAUUACGACAUUGGUUGAAAGUCGUACCUUUAAAUCACUGGAGGCGUUAGCUCAUGCUGUUGUCAAACUUUGUUGUGUUCAGUUUGGUGCAGCAAGAACACAAGUGACAGUGGAACAACCCAAGGCGCUCUUACAUGCUGCUGCCUCAGGUGUAAAGUUAAUGCGUGCUAUUGAAGAUUAUCGACAGAGUUCAGCAGAUGAGGAGAUGACAACAGGCCAAGUAUCAGGAUUAGGUGUUGCAGAUGAAAUCUUUGUACGUGAUUUACGUCUUCAUACCAUUGUCGGCGUUAACCCAUGGGAACGUGAGGAAAAACAGGUUGUGGUGAUCAAUCUCAAGAUCUAUCCUUCCUCUUUACCUUACGGUGGUGGUCAUUCGGAAAAGAAUACAUCUUAUAAUUUGCGUACCAUCGUUCGUACGUUGACUCGACAUGUGGAAGCCUCUGGCUACAAGACAAUUGAAGCCUUUGCUAUCACGUUAGCUCGAUUAGCACUUGAAAAAUGUCAUGUCAACAAGAUCUCAAUUCGGGUAGAGAAGCCUAGUGCAAUUUUAUUUGCUGAUUGUUCAGGCAUUGAGGUAACGCGUGAUCGUAUCUGGUUAAGACAAAUGAUAGAGGAAGAGCAAAGGGCAGGUCAGAGAUAUAUCCAUUAUGCUGGUAAACUUCAUUACAGUAAGGAAAUCCCUGCUCAUUAUACCCAAACUGUUUAUAUUGCCUUUGGAUCUAAUAUGGGGGAUCGUGUGAAGAAUAUCAAGAUGGCCCUUGACAUGCUUGAAAGGGAAGGGAAGAGUAUCGUGUUAGAUACAAGUUCCCUAUAUGAAACACCUGCCAUGUACUAUACAGAACAACCUGCUUUCUUGAAUGGUGCUUGUAAAAUCGCUACUUGUCUAGAACCUUAUGCAUUAUUGGAUACCUUGAAGGAGAUUGAACAUACCUUGGGUCGUCUCCCGACUUUCAGAAAUGGUCCUCGACCGAUUGAUCUUGAUAUUCUCUUUUAUAACAACCUUGUCUUGGAUGAUGAUGAGGGUCGAUUAAUCAUCCCACAUAAAUCAAUUCAGGAGCGUGAGUUUGUACUUUGGCCCUUAUGUGAUAUUGCGCGUGAUAUGGAGCACCCGCGCCUUUUUAAAACAAAUGGGCAACUAUUAUCACAACUUUUAAAGGCAGCAGAAGAAAGUGAGGAAGGGCGAGCAGAGAUUAAGAAGGUGAUACCUAUUCAAGAGAAUCAGCUUUGGUAUUGGGAUAAAAGAACAUAUAUCAUGGGUAUCUUGAACGUGACACCAGAUAGUUUUUCUGAUGGUGGGAAACAUGUCGAUGUGGAUACAGCUGUAGCAGCAGCCUUCAGGAUGAAAGAAGAAGGUGCAGAUAUAAUUGAUAUUGGAGGAAUGUCAACGCGUCCAGGCGCAGAUGAUAGUUUCCCUGAAGAAGAAGAGAUACGUCGUGUGAUCCCUGUGAUUAGUCGAUUAAGAGAAGCAGGGUUUGAUUUACCCAUCUCUAUCGACACCUUUCGUGCCUCUGUGGCUCAAGCAGCUAUUGAAGCAGGUGCUAAUUUAAUUAAUGAUAUUAGUGGAGGCGUUCGUGAUCCGAAUAUGUUAAAAACGAUGGCAGAGUGUAAUGUACCGGUCUGUUUGAUGCAUAUGCGAGGAGAUGCUCAUACGAUGAUGUCAAAGGAAAAUACAACUUAUGAGAAUGAUGAUGUAGUGGAUGAAGUAUCUCAUGUUUUACAUCUUCUUGUAGAAAGAGCCAUCGCAGCUGGUGUCCAUCGAUGGAAUAUCAUUAUCGAUCCUGGAAUAGGAUUUGCAAAGACAGCUGAUCAAGAUUUUGAUCUUUUACGUCAUUUAACUGACAUCUCUCAGGCUCAAGACUCUCCAUUACACGCUUUACCUUCUCUAGUAGGUAUCAGUCGAAAGAAGUUUAUUGGUCGUGUUACGGGUGUUGAAAAAGCGGAAAGAAGGACAUUUGGAACGGCAGGUGCUGUUGCUGCAUGUGUCGCUGGAGGAGCUAAUAUCAUACGAGUCCAUGAUGUUCGACCUAUGUGGGAAGUUAUUCAAGUAUGUGAUAGUAUUUGGAAAAAGAAAUGAUCGAAAUUCUAUAUUUAAAACACAUAAAAAAAAAAACUGUAUAAAUUUAUAUAUAUUUUAUUUUAUUUUAUUUUUUUUAUUUUAUUUUAAUUUAAUAAAUAAUAUGAUCCAA
Cokeromyces recurvatus is the source of this 2431-nucleotide messenger RNA. Its product is annotated as Dihydropteroate synthase-like protein. Gene Ontology annotation, molecular function: 2-amino-4-hydroxy-6-hydroxymethyldihydropteridine diphosphokinase activity; dihydropteroate synthase activity; dihydroneopterin aldolase activity. Gene Ontology annotation, biological process: tetrahydrofolate biosynthetic process. The record is from RefSeq and is a predicted model, not a curated record. NCBI's taxonomy places the organism in Eukaryota, Fungi, Mucoromycota, Mucoromycetes, Mucorales, Mucoraceae. The transcript has a single exon. Bases 52 to 2319 code for a protein of 755 amino acids. Gene Ontology annotation, cellular component: mitochondrial envelope.